Molecule: messenger RNA, 3201 nt
Organism: Linum tenue
Lineage: Eukaryota; Viridiplantae; Streptophyta; Magnoliopsida; Malpighiales; Linaceae
Source: the annotation of a GenBank genome assembly
CACACCGAUACCAGAUCAGAUUGCGUCUUGGCUUUAUAAACCCUGGCUUUCCUUGUCCACCUCCAAUCGAAACUGGCUGCUGCUAGCUAGGGUUUCACAUUUCAUAGCUCAGAUUCUCAGCUUGUAGUCAUCGUUGCUAUGGAUUUCUCUAAGAAACGGAAAGUCGAGGAAUUCGAUGUUCCAUCCUCGCCGGGAAAUGUCGUCGCGAACGCCACUGCCGCAGCCUCUAGCUUAACCCUAGAAGACAUCAGGAAAAUCAUCGAGCCUUUCACCAAGGACCAGCUCCUCGACAUCCUCCAACAGGCCGCCGUUCACCACUCCGACGUCCUCGAUGCCAUCCGUUCCGUGGCCGACAGUGACGUCACUCUUCGCAAGCUCUUCAUCAGGGGCCUCUCUGCGGAGACCACAUCCGAGACCCUCCGCACCCUCUUCUCCACCUACGGCGAGCUCGAGGAGGCUAUUGUCAUCUUGGACAAGAACACUGGUAAAUCUAAGGGUUACGGAUUCAUUACUUUCAAGCACAUCGAUGGUGCUCGGAUGGCGUUGAAAGACCCCAGCAAGAAGAUUGAUGGGAGAAUGACGGUCACGCAGCUGGCCUCUGCUGGGCAAUCCAACUCCGGAGGUGGUGUCGAUGUUUCUUUGAGGAAGAUCUAUGUAGGUAAUGUGCCUUACGAUAUACCUUCAGAAAAGUUGUUAGCGUUCUUCUCAAUGUAUGGAGAGAUUGAGGAGGGGCCUUUAGGGUUUGAUAAGUCAUCUGGGAAGACCAAGGGGUUUGCUUUUAUGAUAUAUAAGACCGAGGAAGGUGCUCGGGCUGCGAUUGCUGAACCAACCAAGAACAUUAAUGGUUUCCAAGUUAUUUGCAAACUGGCUGCUGAUAAUAAGAAAGGUAAACCUCAUGGAGCAGACAAUUCACAGAUGCAACCAAACCUACAGCAGCCCUCGAUGCAACAACUACAACAACCGCCUUAUGGCUCUGGCACGAUGCCACCAUAUGGAGGUUAUUCUGGUGGAGGGAACAGCAAUAACUAUGGGAUGAAUUCGUCUAUGCCAGGAGCAAUGGGUAAUGGUGGCUAUGGUGGUCAAUAUGGAGUUUCCCAAUACGGGGGACCUGCUGUGGGUGAGUAUGGAAUGAAUACUGCAGGGGGCUCUAUGUUCAGACCUCCUCCAAGCUCUGCUGGUAUGGGUUCUGCUGGUUAUCCAGAUAGCGGGCCUUAUGGUAUGACUCAGCCACACCAGCCGCCAUCAAUGCCGCCUAGACUUCCACCAGGGGGGAUGUAUCCUGGUGGCCCACCUUACUACUGAGUGUGUGACAGCUUCUUGGGCACAAUGCUUUAAAUGGUUGUCGUGAUAUCUCAUGAAUGCAGACACUGAAAUCUUUGGUUUGUUGUUGUGGACUGCUCUGUGCUCUUUUGUUGCUGCUUCACUCCAUCCCGUUCCAUGAUCUAGAUCUGUACUUCAUGAGAAGAACUAUAGAAGUUCCUUGUUGCUGUGCUGGAAUAUAUGUUCUGAUAGAUCUAGUUUAUGAAGAGGCCCUCUGUUUUUCUUUUCCGCCUUGGCUGUUAUUUGGUACUUGACACUGUCAUUGUGGCUAGAACGUUAUGUGAUUGAGGAAUCUAAAUUUUCGUUAGUGGAGAAUUGUUGGCUAUAUGUUUUUUUUUUAUAUUUUUGAAAUUUUGUAUUGCUUUAUUUGUUUGAUAUCAUAACAAUUGCUCUGUUUAGGCCAUUCGCUUGUUAUGGUCAAAUUGAUGGUCUGAUGUGUUACGCUAUUAUGAGUUUCCACGUCUGUUUCCAAGUCUGACUUUGUGGUAGCUGUUUUUCUGUGAUCUAAGUUUGAUAAAUCAUAUAAAUCAGAUUUAGUUUUAUGUCAUUGGAUUUGGUUGGAGUUCAGCUUUGACUACUGAUUGUCGAUCGCAAUGUUCUACUUUUAUGUAAGCUGUAUUCUGCAAAAAUUCCUUGUUGCGGCUAUACUUUUGGUCAUGUCUCAUUUUGACCUUAAGAGUUAAGACUGUAGUUUCAUUUAGAGCUAUCCAGCUGCUAUGGUUAAAACUGAUGAUUGUUUUACCUUGAGUUUAUCUCAAUCCCCUCUUCUUAUCAUCAAAUCUUAUGAUGGUGGUUACUCUUCUGAUCCAGGUAGACAAAUUGCAUCAACCUGAUUUAGAUGAACUUUUUGUUGCAUUUAGGUGGGAGUUUGAGUUCCGCUUCUUAGAAUACCCAAUUUAUGUUACAGAAGCUUUAAGAUAUAUAUAUAUUUUGGUGGUGUGGCUAUCUGAAAUUGAUGUCCAUUAUUUGAUUAACUGAUGAGUGAAGGCUGCCUGCCUCUUGACUAACUGGGUUUCCAAGUAAUUUGUUGGACUAGAACACACUUUCCUAGGUUGUAGUUUGUAGUAUUUGUUGUUGCCAGUUUUUCCUGUAGGUGGUUGAUUUGAAUCCUGGAAUGGGGUGUAGUAGCUGAGUGCAACGAGUGAUUUGAUUGUUGAUUCUUGGUGUGUAUAAGUUCUGCUUCAGUGUAUAAAGUCUGUUUAGGGUGCCGCAUAGCAAGACUGGGUUUAGUGGUGGGAGAACUCUAACUAGCUAACUGUUGUGGCGGUUUGUUUUGUUGUUCUGACCUGACCACCACUGCUGGGGAGACACGGGAAUGUGCCCUAUUGACAUGCGAGGUUCCCUUCCUUGGGUAAGAGGUGCUGCUGCGGUUGGAAGGUGGUUGCUCAUUCUUAUACUAGUAUAGUGCCACUACUACUACUGCGAGCCACUGGUCAUCUCUACUGAUCAUCGGCGGAGGGGCUUUGUCGUGUUUAAUCGCAGCUGUGUAAUUGUAAAUUUUCUAUUCAUUUGGACUCUACCACUGUAUAAUUGUAAUAUAAUCUCGUUGUAGGUCUUAAAAAAUGGUACGAGUUGUUUCGCUGCAUGACUAAGGUAGAGCUUACUCCGACAUGCGAGACCGAGAGAUCACAUUUGCAGUACGAGUGUCUUAUUGCCGUUAAACUGCUCCCUAAAGGAACUGGUCUGGUUUAGUGGCUUAUAGUAAGCUGAUGGUUUCCUUAUUUGGCAAAACGGCACAAGUAUUCUGCCUUGUUGUCCAACCACUGCAAGUUGUCGCUGUGCGUGCAUUCAUGGAGAUUUGGCUUGCAUGCGAAAGCACGUUUUCGUCCGUACUAGCUCGAGUUUCUUUACGUGUUUGAUGCUUCAAACCUCCUUAUCCUG